CGCCGCCGACGACGACGGGGCCCUCCCUCUCGGCCACCCAAGUGCCCCUGCCUGGCGAUCUUCCUCCAAUGAUCUCAAGUAGUCGGGGGAGCUAGAACAUUUGGCGAAACAGCUUCCUCACAAACCGUUCUUCGGCGCUGGUGCUCAAAAAUCCGUACAAAUAUAGCUCACAAUAAUGGCGGCCAAGAAGCUGGUCCGAGACAUGGUGCUCUUGGGACACCCUCUUCGUCUCCGCCUUAGUUCUCAUGCCCAGGCUUCGAGUUCGAGGCUGAGGUUGAUUACCGCAGCUGGGCGCUUGUGUGAUCGCCGAUAUACCGUGUUUAAUGAGUUCUCUAAAAAAAUUCAAGGCGAAGCUAGCGGCAAUCCAGAGUUUCAAAAGUCAGUGAAGCAGCUGAAAGAAAAAGCAGAAGAGCUUAAAGGGGUGAAAGAGGAGGUUAAAGUUAGAACAAAACAGACAACUGAGCAGUUGUACAAGCAUGUGGAUGGUGUUUGGAUGGAGGCUGAAGCUACCGCAAAGAAGGUUUCUGCCAAUGUGAAGGAAAAAAUAUCUUCUGCAACUGAGGAGGUCAAAGAACAGUUGGGGAUUGGGAAGCAAGAGGAAUCAGCAUCCGCGAGUGGUUCAACAAAACACGAUGCUCACGCCAAAGGUGGAAAUGAGGGAAAAUCAACAGAAGAAAAAUGCAAGCAGGCUGGUUCUGGUGAUAACACAGAAUCAUAUUUUGGCAAAUACAGAACAAGCUUCUUUUCCUCUUCUCCUAAGGUCUCGUCGACUUUCGAGAAGCUGAAGGAAGUAAAGGUUGUUGACUUGGCGAAGAAGGGAUAUGAUAUUGUCAAGGAUGAGUUGAGUGGUAGCCCCAGUAAGAGAAAGCAUAUGGAACAAGCACCUACCACGUCAACAGUCGAAAGAAGUACAAGAACUGAUAUAGUUAUUCUACCUUCUAAGCAGUCUCCAUGGAGUAAAAAGUGGGAAGCAUUUAAGGAGAAGGUCAAAGGGCAUCCCAUGUUCAAGCGUAUUGGUAAUGUGAGCGAGCCAGUUGUAACGAAAGGUCAGGAGAUUGCAGAAGAUAUGCGGGAGAGAUGGGAAACUAGUGACAACCCCGUUGUGCAUAAAAUUCAGGAUCUCAAUGAAACUAUCUUUCAAGAAACAGAUGCUGCAGCAUCGAUGAAGGAAAUACGCCGGCGAGACCCAUCUUUCUCUUUACCAGAGUUUGUGGCUGAAGUCCAGGAAGUAGUAAAUCCUGUGCUCAAUGCUUACAUUAAGGGAGAUGUUGAAACUCUAAAGAAAUAUUGUAGCUCUGAAAUCAUUGAGAGAUGCAAAGCCGAGCAUGGUGCUUAUCAGAGCCAUGGCAUUUUUUUCGACAAUAGGAUUCUGCAUGUGUCCGAUGUUGACGUAAGAGAAACGAAAAUGAUGGGCACUUCACCAAUUAUCAUUGUCGGGUUUCAAACUCAACAAAUAUAUUGUGUACGUGACCGAAAUGGUGCCAUAACUGAAGGUGGCAAGGAUACGAUACACACCGUCUACUAUGCCUGGGCAAUGCAACAAGUGGAUCCGGAAGAGCUUGGGGAAGGUGCUAUCUACCCCAUCUGGAGGUUAAGAGAAAUGCAACAGAUCGGUGUCCAAGCUCUAAUAUGAUGGUGCUAUACUCAUUUAAUCAUUUGAUUCAGGGAAAGACAAGGCAUCGUUCUUGCGUCAGGGUAGAUUGAUCCGUUGCUUCUUAGUAUAGCAAUGAGAUUGAUUCAUUGCUGUGAUUGGGAUAGAAGCUCAUUGAGGUAGGAUAUUCCCUUUUUUCAUUUGAGGGUUUUGACAUCGAAAGGCCACUGCCAAUUUUGAGGGAUUACCAUUACAGGAAAGAAAGUGUAUUAUUUGAUGUUUCAUCUCGUGUAAAAUAAAUCUGGAAACAAUCAUGAGAAUGAUUAGAAAGUGGUAUACUGCUGUUUCCAUUUGAUUCUUACUGUCA
This is a messenger RNA of Syzygium oleosum, 1958 nucleotides long. Its product is annotated as mitochondrial import inner membrane translocase subunit TIM44-2-like. The record is from RefSeq and is a predicted model, not a curated record. The transcript is spliced from 15 exons. Gene Ontology annotation, cellular component: mitochondrial inner membrane. Gene Ontology annotation, biological process: protein import into mitochondrial matrix. Lineage: Eukaryota; Viridiplantae; Streptophyta; Magnoliopsida; Myrtales; Myrtaceae. Bases 176 to 1633 code for a protein of 485 amino acids. Gene Ontology annotation, molecular function: protein-folding chaperone binding.